AUGACAAAUGGCGACUUAAACAACACAGCGGCGGAACGCGCCAGGAAAGAGCUUGAAGUAGACCCAACAUAUCGGAAUCGCUCACUCGCCAUACCCCAAUCUCAGGACGGUGCAGAAAUCCGAGAGAAGUACAGACCUUUUAUUCUCGAUGAAGAGAUAUCGAACAGCGACUGGGUUUCUCAGCUGGAGCUGAGCACAACAUUGAAGAUGGUUGAAAGUCAAAUCCUCAACAACGGUCAAGAUAGGCUCAGGGUCCUUGUAUUGCAUGGCAGCAUGCGCAACCGGUCGUAUUCACGUCUUUUGUCAUACGAAGCCAGCAGGAUACUGUUCCGCCUUGGUUGCGAUGUUCGCAUGUACGACCCAAAGGGACUUCCGGUGAAGGACGACGAACAACACUCGCACCCAAAGGUGCAGGAGCUGCGCGAGCUCAGCAAGUGGAGUGAUGGUCACAUCUGGAUUAGUCCUGAACAGCACGGAAACGUGACAGCUGUGUUCAAGAAUCAGAUCGACUGGGUGCCGCUGUCAACUGGCUCUGUGCGGCCUACACAAGGGCGGACAUUGGCGAUUGCUCAGGUGUCAGGAGGCUCCCAGUCAUUCAACACCGUCAACACUCUGCGAAUUCUGGGACGAUGGAUGCGAAUGUUCGCUAUACCAAACCAAAGCUCUAUCCCAAUGGCGUAUAAGCAGUUUACCGAAGCAGAAGAUGUUGAAGGCGGAAGCAGGCUGAUGCCGAGUGGUAACAGAGAUCGCCUCGUCGAUUGCAUGGAAGAGUUUGUCAAGUAUACGACGGUCAUGCGACCACAUUUCGAUUUGUUCGGUGACCGCUACAGCGAGAGAGAGGAAAAACGGAGUAAAGAAGAGAAAGAAAGGUUGGCAAAACAGAAAGAAGUUGAAUCACCGCCAGAUCUCAAGAAGAUGUAG
Molecule: messenger RNA, 921 nt
Organism: Ascochyta rabiei
Lineage: Eukaryota; Fungi; Ascomycota; Dothideomycetes; Pleosporales; Didymellaceae
Exons: 2
Coding region: 1-921 (306 amino acids)
Molecular function (GO): oxidoreductase activity
Source: RefSeq, a predicted model, not a curated record